Fusarium musae is the source of this 1089-nucleotide messenger RNA. RefSeq lists its product as uncharacterized. The transcript has 3 exons. Lineage: Eukaryota; Fungi; Ascomycota; Sordariomycetes; Hypocreales; Nectriaceae. The record is from RefSeq and is a predicted model, not a curated record. Bases 1 to 1089 code for a protein of 362 amino acids.
AUGGUAGCAUCACCUAUUAUCACUGUUUCAGGCCACGCGCUCCUCAAUAAGUUCGCUAUCGGCCUAGCAGGUGAAGCUGGGACAUGGGUCUUCAAACGGAUUCUGCACUCAGCCUCGGGCGGUAGUGAUACCGACAAAAUUCGACGAGACAUCUCCGGGGCCGUCACAAAAAUGAAGGAACUGAAGCGGACUAUAGACACUCUAUCACGAGAGCUUCCUGAGGCUCUCCUCCAACUACGAAGUGACAACCUGAGAGAGUCUCUUACCAAGAUAGAGACUAUGUACGACACGAUUACCGACCUGAUGGAAACGGCUGUCACUCUCCCUGAGGAUAUGUCGGAUGUGGAGCGAGAUAAAAGGCUCAAUUCUAUUCAGACUCGCUUAGAAGAUCGCCUUAGGAUGUUUUCUAACGACAUACCCGGUAUUCUUGAUCGCAUCAACGAUUUCCUUGCAGAGGACGGACCAAGGUCUUUUCUCCGUCAGGCCGUCCAGAAAGCCUUCGACAACUCUGAUGAAUUCAUUAGUUAUUACGAAAAGAGCAAAACCUCGAUGCUGAGCUACUGGGUUGUAGUUGCCAAGGGCAUUUCUCUUUUGCAAAUGGCUUACGAUGCUCCAAACGUGGAUUUUUCCGAGGGCAUGCUCACAAUCCGACGCCAGAAGGACAAGCUCGAUAGGCAAGAUCAGAUUUUCAAAGCAGUUGUUGGAGAAAAUACUGUCCGACUGGUCGAAUGUGCUCUCUCGAGCCCUUCGUCUACCCAUGUCACGCUCCUAUCUGAUGAGGGUUUCGCGAUCGGUCACAAAUUGCCAAGUAACGGUGAUAUUUCCUCGCUGUCCAUAUGGCCAGGGCAACUUAUACCUAUCCAUCGAAAAUCAAACGAUCCAGUUGGAGACAAGAUCGCAUCGAGGUGGGAUAUGCAAUUGGGGUGUGGAGACGGGGCUGACCUCAGACAUGCCGUUAAUUUCGCACACUUCAGCUCUGGACGGUGGCUCCAGAAUACCAACAUGGGUCUCCAUCUCCAAUUAAUGAACUUCUUACCUGGACUCGAAGAAGUUGGCGACCGCGGUUUGACUGCUCUGGAUCGCAUUUAG